AUGUCCGACACAAUGCAGUCGACAGCCCCCGCCAAGCGACUGAGCGGCGCAACGGCCGUCCUCGACAACGACGACCAGACGAUCGCCCCGCCGACCCCGACAACGGCGACCUCGCCGCGCUUCGACCUGGACGUAGCAAAAGCUGACAAGGAGCUGAAGAACGCCGAGGCGGCCAGAGGGCGGUUCGACGACGUGACUCAAACGGAGGCUGCGCCGGGCUCCGACUAUGUCCCGCCCAAGCUGUCGCAGGGCCGCAAGUGGGCGCUGCUCUCAAUCUUGUCGCUCGCCAUGUUCAUCGACGUGCUCGGCUACUCUGCCUUCUUUGUCCUCACCGAGUCGAUCGCCCGCGACCUCCACGUCCUGUACGAGCAGUCGUCCUGGGUCAUCACCUCGUACAGUGUCACAUUCGCGGCGUUCCUCCUCUUCUGGGGCCGUGUGUCCGACCUGUACAGCGCCACCAUUGUCUUUGUCGGCGGCUUCACCGGUCUUGGCCUCCUGAGCCUCAUCAUCAGCUUCCUCAAGGACAAGUAUAGCUUCUUUGUGAUCCGCGCGCUGGCUGGUAUCGCCGGCUCUGCCCUCAUCCCCUCGAGCUACCGUCUCAUCACUCGCAUCUUUGAGCCUCAGGAGCUCACCCUCGCGUUUACCGUCUAUGGUCUCAGCGGCGCGAUCAGCAACAUGUGUGGCACGAUCAUCGCCGGCGUUCUCAUGAUCAACCAUGGUCACGGCCAGCUCGCUGCCUGGCGCUGGUUCUUCCGCCUGCUCACCGUCAUCAUCUUGCCCGCCUCGGUCGCCUCGUACAUUCUCAUCCCACGCUACCCGGGCUCCGAGUCGGGCGACGUGCGCGUCGCCAAGUGGCGCAAGCUCGACCUGCCCGGCGCGCUCAUGAUGUGCGCCGGCAUUGUGCUCAUCAUCCUCGGCCUCACCCUCGGAGCUUCGUACGGCUGGAAGAAAGCCGGCUUCCUCGCGCCGUUCCUCCUCAGCUGGCCCCUCUUCAUCGGCUUCUUCCUGUGGGAGAACUACCUCGGCGACCAGGCGCUCCUGCCCCCUAAGACCUGGCGUAUUCCCAACUUUACGGUCCUCAUCAUCCUCGCCCUGGAGGUCUACGCGUGGUGGGGCAUCAACUUCCUCCCGCUCACCGAGUACUUCAUCACCGUGGCCAACGAGAGCGCCAUCCUCGCCGCCACCCGGUCUCUGCCGGAGGGCAUCAUCGCACUCUUCGUCACCAUCCUCCUCGGUGCUGUGCCGGUCCUUGUCUCUCGCCCCAAGUGGACCAUCACGGUCGGCCUCCUCCUCGGUGCCACCGGCUAUGUCCUCAUGGCGCAGCCACACACGUACGUCGGCACUGAGUACUGGCGCUGGAUCUUCCCCGCCAUGAUCAUCGGCUCGGGAGGCAACGCCGCCAUCUUCUCGGCGGUCAACGUCGCAGUCAUGGUCUCGUCUCCGCCCGAGAUGGCUGGCGUCACUGGCGCCGUCCUCCAAGUUGCAUUGCAGGUCGGUGUUGCAGUCGCAUUCGGCGUGCAGGCCGGCCUGCUCACAACGAACCCCGGCGGCCUCUCCAAUGUGGACAACAUCCAUGCCAGUUUCUACUUCCAGGUCGGCUGGGUUGUCGUCUGGCUCAUCGGCUUCGUCGUGCUCUUCCGGCCGGGCAAGGCCCCUGCGACCGACCCCGAGGCCGCGGUGCCCAUUGCCUAG
This is a messenger RNA of Vanrija pseudolonga, 1692 nucleotides long. RefSeq names its product putative MFS-type transporterc. Gene Ontology annotation, cellular component: membrane. The coding region runs from base 1 to 1692 and encodes 563 amino acids. Gene Ontology annotation, biological process: transmembrane transport. The transcript has 4 exons. Gene Ontology annotation, molecular function: transmembrane transporter activity. The record is from RefSeq and is a predicted model, not a curated record. NCBI's taxonomy places the organism in Eukaryota, Fungi, Basidiomycota, Tremellomycetes, Trichosporonales, Trichosporonaceae.